GCGUUCUCCUUGCUGCUGCUCCAGCCCAGCACCAAUUGUCCUGUCUUUCAAUCCGCCAUGGCUUCUUCAAAGUCACAGUCCAGCAAGGGUGCAGACAAGCGGAAAAGGGAAAAGAUUGACCAGGAGGACUCGUCACACAAGAAGAAGAGGAGGCAAAGGCAGCACGAGGACACCCCCGAGGCCACCCCACGAGCAUCGUCCAAGAGGAAAGCUUCGGCGCCCGUUGCUGAGGAGGAGCAGCAGGCCCCAGAUCAGGACUCGGCCUUCAACAACCUGUUUUCUAAGCACAAGCCCCGGUCCCAGUCCAACGGCGAGAGCAACAAGUCCAAGGCCCUGCAGAAAUGGAGGAUCUCGGAGCCAAUGGGUGGCAGAAUGUCUGACAUAGAUCCCAUCUUCAGCGCCGAUGAACAGUUCCUUCUGGUUGCCUACCACACGUCCCUCCAAGUUUACUCCGUCGCCGACUCGCUCCUUGUCCGCCGAAUCGCACUGCCCCUGAUCGGCGCAAACAAUGGCGCACCAUACCUUGUGGCUACUGCCCUCUCCCAGGUGACGCCAGAGCUGGUGUGGCUCGCAUCAUCCGACGGCAGGAUAUGGAGGGUAAAUUGGAAGACAGGGUCCGGCUCGGAGGAGUGCCUUCGGACUGGGGCAGGCGUCAUACACGACAUGACCCUUGGUGCGGUCACCAUUAACAAGAAGGCCUCCGACAUCUUAUACGUUUCCGAGAGUCUGAAGAACAACUACAGGAUUGUCGCCUACGACCCUUCUGACCUGGCCGAGCCCAAAAGCAAGGUGCUGCAAAACCAGACAGGCAAAUGGGGCAUCUUGCGAACAGCGAACGGAGGCAGCAUUCUCACCGCCGCUGCGGGUAAUUCAUUGAUGGUGGGCGCUUUGCAACCAAAGAGUUUUGGCAGCGUUGAGAACCUUUCUUACGACUUCUACUCCAUCAACACGAGCGACGAAGUCUCAUGCCUGGGCGUGAGGCUCGCACCAAAAAAACUAAGCUCCAAGAAGAAGGCCUUGCAGGACCUGAAUGACCAUGUCCUCGACAUUGCGGUUGGAGGCGCACGGGGAGCCAUCUACAUAUACUCAGAUUUGCUCUCGCAAUUACGGGGGGCAGCAAAAUCCCGAAAAGGGCUCGAGACACCAAAGAAGCAGCACUGGCACCAGCGGGCCGUUCACAGUGUUGCUUGGUCCCCAGACGGUAAUUAUCUGAUAUCUGGAGGCUCAGAGUCAGUGCUCGUGCUUUGGCAGGUGGAUACCAACAAACUCGAUUUCCUCCCUCACCUGGCAGCGAGCAUCGAGAACGUCGUUGUUUCUCCCAGCGGCUCCUCUUAUGCUGUUCACAUGGAUGACAACUCAACAAUGGUCCUCUCUACGGCCGAGAUGAAGCCGACCACAUACGUCUCGGGGCUCCAGUCGCUGGUGUUCGAUAUCCAAAAACCAAAGGACGAACUCGUGGGCAGGGUCUUCGAGGGCCUGCGUGAGAUCAACGCCCCGCUAGCUGCGGCGAUCGACCCCAAGGACCCAUCACAGCUGCUCAUCUGCGUGGGAAGCAGCCAGCAGGCCAGCCGCACCGGGCCUCUCCCUGUGACACCUUUCCUGCAGCGCUUCGACCUCGGCUCGUUCCAGAGCAUCUCGAAACAACCACUCACGCGGACAAACACCACAGACCUGUACACCGCACCAAACGGCCACCCCAUCGUCGAGCCGCGAGCAUGCCAGCUCGCGUUCUCACAUGACGGGAAGUGGCUCGCGACAAUCGACGAGUGGGAGCCGCCAGAGCGGGACGCAGCCGCACUGACCGAGGGCUCCAGCGCCGCAGCCCUCGACUACUCGCGCGAGCGGCGCGAGAUCUACCUCAAGUUCUGGGAGGCCAAGGCGGACGGCACGUCCGUGGAGCUGGCGAGCCGGAUCAACGGCCCCCACUCGACGCGGCACUCGGAGGACGUCUUCGACAUCGCCGCGGACAAGGUGUCCAGCAGGUUCGCGACGGUCGGCGAGGACGGCGUCGUGCGGAUCUGGGCGCCCCAGCUCCGCGAGCGCGACGGCCUCGCGACGACCGCGCCCGACGGCCAGGCCCUGGUCGGCUGGUCCUGCGUGCGCACCGUCGCCCUCGGCGAGAGCAUCAAGUCCCAGGACGAGCUGCUGCCCCUGGGCGGCCGCGCGGCCCACGCCAGGAGCGGCGCCCUGACCUUCUCGGAGGACGGCUCGAUCCUGUUCGCCGCGUACGGCUACCACGACGAGGUGGUCAUCUACAUCAUCGACAUGGAGUCGGGCGAGGUCCGCACCACCCUGCACGACAUGUGCAGGGGCGCCGUCCGGUCCCUGCAGCUCCUCGCGUCGUGCCUCGUGAUCCUCUCGCAGGACCUCGCCGUCUACGACCUCGUCGCCGACGAGCUGCGCUACGGCGUCAAGCUGGGCGAGCGCCCCGGCGCCGCCGCGCGCCUGACCCACCUCGCCGUCGACGGCCGCACGCGCACCUUCGCCGUCGCCGUCCCCUUCCUCAAGGGCGCCAACGGCCGCCUGUCGCGCGGCGCCGUGUCCGAGGUCGCCGUCUUCGGCCUCGACGACAGCGAGCCCCUGCUCAUGCAGAAGCUGCCCCACCUGCUCACCGCCGUCCUGCCCGCGCCGGGCGCCUCGGGCGGCUUCGUCGCUGUCGACUCGGCCGCCCAGAUCUGGCCCGUCACGGAGGGCGCCGACGCGAGCAACAUCGCGCGCCCGCUGUCGGAGCUCAGGCUCGACGACGUCCCGGCGGCGGACGAGGAGGAGGCCAAGGAUGCGGCGGUCGUCCUGAACGGCGAGGACGAUGCCGCCAGCGAGGCCGGUGGGGAGGAAGAGGCCAUGGAUGUCGACGAUGAAGACGACGAUGACUACGACGACGACGUCCACGCCGCCGUGGUCGCGCCGCAGAGGCUGACUGAGAUCUUCGACGCCGCCCCCGCCUUCGCGAUGCCGCCCAUCGAGGACACGUUCUACCGGGUCGUCGGGCUGUUCGCGCAGAAGCCCAACUCCCCAUGAGAGACACGGACAGAGACAAGCAGAGAGGGAGAGAUUCCAUCCAGACUUGACGACGCAGGAUAUGAGAUUCGAUUUAUUCAUUCCCCUCCGGUGAUGGCAUAUCUCUGCAGCAGCCCAGGAGGAUGGGGGGGCCCAUCAGCCGGGGGGGGGGCGUGGCACAACGACCGCCGUCUGGAUGGGCAGGGCUGCCCGCACCCAAUGCCGCCCGGGGCCGCAUCUGGGGAAAUGCGAUACGCGAUGUUCCAUCGUCCCGGAGAAGACGGAGCAGCGGCGCCGGGAGGGAAGGAGAGGAAAUUGUACCCACCCCCUUCGUCUGCGGGAGCAGCUGCGCAGGCAGACAGACACGUGUGGCUCAGCGAGGGACAUAAAGACCCGUCGCUUCAGGGCAGUAGGGUUAAAGUGACCACCCAGAUGGCUGGCUGGCCUAUUCGCUGUAUGUGUAAAGAAGGGGGGAGGGGCGGACAGACAGCAUAGCAUGAGUGAAGAAUUGGGGGACAGAAAGCAGA
Molecule: messenger RNA, 3524 nt
Organism: Diaporthe batatas
Lineage: Eukaryota; Fungi; Ascomycota; Sordariomycetes; Diaporthales; Diaporthaceae
Exons: 3
Coding region: 58-3018 (986 amino acids)
Biological process (GO): positive regulation of transcription by RNA polymerase I; positive regulation of rRNA processing
Cellular component (GO): nucleolus
Molecular function (GO): RNA binding; protein binding
Source: RefSeq, a predicted model, not a curated record